This is a messenger RNA of Prorocentrum cordatum, 3569 nucleotides long. NCBI's taxonomy places the organism in Eukaryota, Dinophyceae, Prorocentrales, Prorocentraceae. The record is from the annotation of a GenBank genome assembly.
GGCCAAGGAGGCCGAGCGCAAGGCAGAGGCGGAGCGGCUGGCCAAGGAGGCCGAGCGCAAGGCAGAGGCGGAGCGGUUGGCCAAGGAGGCCGAGCGCAAGGCAGAGGCGGAGCGGCUGGCCAAGGAGGCCGAGCGCAAGGCAGAGGCGGAGCGGCUGGCCAAGGAGGCCGAGCGCAAGGCAGAGGCGGAGCGGUUGGCCAAGGAGGCCGAGCGCAAGGCAGAGGCGGAGCGGCUGGCCAAGGAGGCCGAGCGCAAGGCAGAGGCGGAGCGGCUGGCCAAGGAGGCCGAGCGCAAGGCAGAGGCGGAGCGGUUGGCCAAGGAGGCCGAGCGCAAGGCAGAGGCGGAGCGGCUGGCCAAGGAGGCCGAGCGCAAGGCAGAGGCGGAGCGGUUGGCCAAGGAGGCCGAGCGCAAGGCAGAGGCGGAGCGGCUGGCCAAGGAGGCCGAGCGCAAGGCAGAGGCGGAGCGGUUGGCCAAGGAGGUCGAGCGCCAGGCAGAGGCGGAGCGGUUGGCCAAGGAGGUCGAGCGCAAGGCAGAGGAGGAGCGGCUGGCCAAGGAGGCCGAGCGCAAGGCAGAGGCGGCGCGCGUGGCUGAGGCAGAGCGCAAGGCCAAUGAUGAGGCCGAGCGGUUGGCCAAGGAUGCCACGAAGCAGGCUGAGCGCGAGGCAGAGGCGGCGCGCGUGGCGGAGGCUGAGCGGUUGGCCAAAGAGGAGGCCGGUCGCAAAGCAGAUGCGGAGCGCAAGGCAGAGGUUGAGCGGUUGGCCAAGGGGAAGGGCGAGCGCAAGGCGGAGGCCGAGAGGCUAGCAGAGGCGGAACGCGUGGCUGAGGCUGAGUGCUUGGCCACGGAGGAGACGGAGCGCGUGGCUCAGGCCGAACGCUUGGUCACGGAUGCCGAGCGGUUAUCAGAGGUGAAGCGCAAGACUGAAGCUGACCGCUUGGCCAAGGAGGAGGCCGAGCGCCAGGCGGAUGUCGAGCUCUUAGCUAAGGAGGCGGAACGCGUGGCUGAGUCCGAUUUGUCGGCCAAGGAGGAAGCCGAGCGGUUAGCAGAGGCGGAGCGAGUGGCGGAGGUGGGACGAUUGGCCAAGGAAGAGGCUGAGCGCGUUGCUGAGGCCGAGCGGUUGGCCAAAGAGGAUGGCGAUCGCCAGGCAGUGGCGGAGCGUGUGGCUAAAUCCGAGCGCUUGGCCAGGGAGGAGGCCGAGCGUGAGGCAGAGGCGGAGCGGUUGGCCAAUGAGGCCGAGCGCGUGGUCAGAGAGGAGGCUGAGCGCGUGGCGGAGGCCGAGCGGUUGGCCAAGGAGGAGGUCGAGCGCAAGGCUGAGGCUGAGCGCGUGGCGGAGGCCGAGCGCUUGGCCAAUGAGGAGGCCGAGGGCAAGGCGGAGGCGGAGCGCAAGGCUGAGGCCGAGCGCUUGGCCAAGGAGGAGACCGAGCGCGUGGCUGAGGCGGUGCGUGUGGCCGAGGAGGCCGAGCGAUUAGCAGAGGCGGAGCGUGUGGCUGAGGCUGAGCGGUUGGCCAAGGAUGUGGCCGAGCGCAAGGCAGAGGCGGAGCGUGUUGCCGCGGCCGAGCGGUCGGCCAAGGAGGUGGCCGAGCGCAGGGCGGAGACGGAGCGUGUUGCCGAGGCCGAGCGGUCGGCCAAGGAGGUGGCCGAGCGCAAGGCGGAGACGGAGCGUGUUGCCGAGGCCGAGCGGUCGGCCGAGGAGGUGGCCGAGCGCAAGGCGGAGGCGGAGCGCGUUGCUGAGGCCGAACGGUUGGCCAGAGAGGAGGCCGAGCGCAAUGUUAAGAACGAUGGCGUGGCUGAGGCCGCGCGCUCGGCAGAUGUCAAGAGCAGCCUUCAGGCGGAUCGCGCGGAGGAGGCCGAGUUCUUGGCCAAGGAGACACAGGGAGCUGCCGGCGUCGCUGUGGCUCAGGCACCACUUGGGACAUUGGAAGCAGCGGCGGCGCCAGCGUCAGCGGCGCGGGCCCUGGAGGCGGCCGAGGAAGACGCCUCCAGCAGAGCUGUGCCCGCCAGUGGCGCCGAGGCCGUGAAGGCGCCUCUCAGGGCGCCAGAGGCAGCACCGAAGGCGGUGGCCGAUGUGGCGCUGGCGUCGGCCGCGCGGGACCCAGCAGCUGCCGAGGCGGCCGAGGAGGAUGUCUCCAACGGAGCCGUGGCCGCUGGCAGCGUCGUUGCCCAGGAGCCAGAGGCGGAGGCGGCCGACGCAGCGAUCGCCCCAGACACAGCGGAGGGAACCGUGGCCAGCGGAGCUGUGGUCACCAGCGACGUCGUGGCUGAACAGGCGCUCCCUGUGACGCUGGAGGCAGCGUCGGCGCCAGCGCGGGCGACGCGGGCCCCAGUGGCGGCCGAUGAAGGCGCCCCCAGCGGCGUCGGAGCUGAUGCUGGCGCGCUGUCCGAGGAGGCACCCUGCGCGACGCCGGAGGCAGAGGAGGCGGCGGCCGGCUCGGCGUCCGCGCCGACGGCGCGGGCCCCUGACGCAGCCGAGGAGGCCCAGGCCAGCGGAGCUGCGGUCGAGGGCGGCGCCGUCGCCGAGGAGGUGUCCUCCAGGGCGCCAGCGACGGAGGCUCCGCGCGGGAGCGCCGCUGCGGCGGCGGGCGGCUCGGCGGGAGCCGCGGCCGCGGCCGCGGAGGAGUCGGAGUACGAGACGGACUCCGAAGACGAGGGGAGCCGCGCCAACCCAGAGCUUGGCUUGAAGCGGGCCGCAGAGGAGACCACCGACCCGUGGCAGCUGGCCAUCAUGUGGCUGGUCGGCGUCAUCAGGCACAGGCUGGAGGCCAAACCCGCCGCGGUCGUUGCGGCAGAGGCCAACGUGGCUGCGUGUAAGAAGAUAAGGCCGCUGCUGCCCCCAGGGGACCUGUCCGCGCAGGCGCUGGAGCCGGAGCACCUCGCCGACGGCCAGUUGCUUUGUGCUCUUGUCCUGGCCAUCAAGCCCGACGCCUUCCCGAAGGUUCUGCCAGUCACCCUUGGCAGGAUUGCCCAGUUCAUCAAGGCCUGCAAGGAUCUCGGCGUCCACCAGAACGACGUCUUCACCCCGCCAGAUCUCAUGCCCGAUACCACCGGGCGGGCGCCUCAGAACCCUGACGCCGUCCUGCGCUGCCUGCAGGCGCUGGCCGUCGCCGUGCAGGCCCGCGCCGACUGGGCGGGAAAGCCUGCCCUCGCGGGUGCCGCCGCCAAGGGGAAGGGCCGUGGCAUGGGCGCUGGCAGGAGAUGAGCAAGCGCUGCUCUUGCUUUCGAGAACUACGUCGUCUUGCGGUCAGAGGUCCAGAGCGAGGGUGCCGCCCGCGGUGGCGGCGGCGGUGGCGCAGGCGGCGUCGGCGCCGGCGCGGCGGCAGGCUGCGGAGAGGCGCCUUGCCCCGAGGAGGUCCUCUCGGUGGUGGUGUGCGGAUCCUGGUGGAGGGGAGCUGCUGGAUCAGGUCGGAGUGUUCGGUGCGAGAGGCGGCUGUGCUGCGCAGCGCGAUCGGGGCCCCGUCUGCGAAUCGCAAAAGCGUAGGCUGCAGUUGAGUUGUCCAGAUCUGGCGGAUUACAUGCCUGCUCUGGCGAUGGUGGCAAGUUGUGAUCCUCGAUGUACGUAUGAGGUGGUGCACAGG